Molecule: messenger RNA, 8027 nt
Organism: Prunus mume (Japanese apricot)
Lineage: Eukaryota; Viridiplantae; Streptophyta; Magnoliopsida; Rosales; Rosaceae
Product: piezo-type mechanosensitive ion channel component
Biological process (GO): regulation of membrane potential; cellular response to mechanical stimulus; detection of mechanical stimulus
Cellular component (GO): membrane
Molecular function (GO): monoatomic cation channel activity; mechanosensitive monoatomic ion channel activity
Source: RefSeq, a predicted model, not a curated record
CGAAGUCUUUGGGAAAUGGGUUUUCGUGAUUUUGAUUUAAUCGAAAAUCCAUUGAUGGGAUUUUGAAUUCGAAGUGAUUGGAUUGGUGCUAAGGGCCUCUCAUGGGGAGAUUUCUUGGCGGGUUUGUGUUGCCUCUGCUGCUGCUAACAGCUGCUUUUAUCAAUUGGAGCUUGCUCUCUCUUGUUGAUUUGGUAGCAUUUCUUCUUAUUCUAUUUAAUGCACCAAAAAUAGGAUUUCAUUUUGGAAGGAGGCUUUUAUUAUUGUGGCUCAUUGUCAUAUUUUCUUUAUUUGUUAUUUUUUCUCAAGUGAUAUAUCUUGUUAUAUGGGCUAUUGAGGGAAAUAAAUGGAUUGGAGCAGGUGCUUGGUGGGCAAAUCUUAUUGGAUUCAUGAUAUUGCAGUCAUGGAAAUCUCCCUCUGUGCUAUAUUUUUUACUCUUACAACUAUCAGUAGUAGCUGUUGCUUUAGUUGAUUUGUAUGGAAACAGAUUUGGUCUUGUUUCAUCGUGUGAUUCAUGUUGGGGUCGAUUUUCAUCAGCUGUUGAACGCUUAAUUUGUUCUCAUCUUAGGGUUGCUUCCUGCUUGCUGUUGCCUGCCAUUCAGCUGGUUGUUGGAAUUAGCCAUCCCUCAUGGGUUUCUCUACCAUUUUUUAUUGGGAGCUGCAGUGGUCUUGUAGAUUGGUCUUUGACAAGCAAUUUUUUAGGACUUUUCAGGUGGUGGAAGCCUUUUCACUUGUAUGCAGGCUUCAACAUUGUCUUGCUUUAUGUGUAUCAGCUACCUGUGGAGUUUCCAGAUAUGUUACAAUGGAUAGCUGAUUUCAUUGGUCUGUUCAAGAUAACUUUACAUUCGGAUUGGACUGAAGUUUGUUCGAGCUUAUCUCUUUUACUUUUCUACAUCAUGCUAUCCUGUGUUAAAUGUGAUCUAGAGGAAAUGGAUUUUAUUUUAUCCAUGAAAGAAAAUAACUUGACGGAGCAACUUCUUCCCUCGAAGCAUUCAUUUUUUAUUCGUGAAUCUAGAUCUGGUGUAAGGCAUACCAAUGUUUUGUUGACAGGAGCAGUUUUCCGGACCUUUAGUAUCAACUUCUUCACAUAUGGAUUCCCGGUGUCCUUGUUUGCUCUUUCUUUUUGGAGUUUUCAUUUUGCAAGUGUUUGUGCAUUCGGGCUACUUGCAUAUGUUGGCUACAUCAUAUAUGCCUUCCCUUCCUUAUUCCGUUUGCAUCGACUGAAUGGGCUGCUUCUUGUCUUCAUUCUCUUGUGGGCUGUUAGCACAUAUAUUUUCAAUGUAGCAUUUGCGUUCCUGAAUUGGAAAAUUGGGAAGAACACAGACAUAUGGGAGAUGGUUGGGUUGUGGCAUUAUCCCAUACCUGGAUUCUUUCUGCUUGCACAAUUCUGUCUUGGAAUAUUGGUUGCCUUGGGUAAUCUUGUGAACAACUCAGUUUUCCUUUGCUUGUCUGAUGAGGAUGGGCGAUUUUUAAAUGACAACAGCACCGUAGAAGGUGAGGGAGAGACCAAAGUAUUGAUUGUGGCCACAAUUGCUUGGGGACUGCGCAAAAGCUCUCGAGCUAUCAUGCUGGCACUUAUAUUUCUCAUUGCCAUGAAACCUGGUUUCAUCCAUGCUGUGUAUGUGAUAUUCUUUUUGAUAUAUCUUUUGAGCCACAACAUUAGCAGAAAGAUACGCCAGGCUUUGAUUCUCCUAUGUGAGGUUCACUUUGCACUAUUGUAUAUCAUUCAGAUUAAUCCGAUCUCUGAUGCUUUGGAGCGAAAAGGCUCUUUGAGUGCAGAAGUUUUAUCACAGUUAGGUCUCCUUCAACAUGAAAGCUCGUGGGAUUUUUUGAAAAUAGCUUUGCUUGCUUGCUUCUGUGCAAUUCAUAACCAUGGUUUUGAAAUGCUAUUUUCGUUCUCAGCAAUUGUGCAGCAUACCCCUAGCCGUCCAGUUGGAUUUAGCAUUCUGAAAGCUGGCCUGAACAAAUCAGUUUUGUUGUCAGUGUAUGCCUCCUCAGCCAUUAAGUACAGCCAUGAUAAUCCUUCUUAUGAGAAAAGAAUAGCAUUAUUCCUCAGUGCAAUUGGGCAGAGGUUUUUAUCUGUGUACCGAUCAUGUGGAACCUACAUUGCCUUCCUUACUAUUCUCCUUACUGUAUACCUGGUGAGACCCAAUUAUGUAUCAUUUGGGUACAUAUUCCUUCUCCUUGCUUGGAUAAUUGGAAGACAGCUUGUUGAGAGAACGAAAAAGCGCCUUUGGUUCCCGUUGAAAGCAUACGCAAUUGUGGUGUUUAUCUUUAUCUAUAGCUUGAGCAGUUUCCGCUGCAUUGAGGUUUGGUUGUCCAGGUUAAUAGACCUUUAUUUCUAUCUAGGCUAUGACUCAGAAGCUUCAUCUUUGGAAAAUGUUUGGGAAUCCCUAGCAGUCUUGAUUGUGAUGCAACUUUAUAGCUAUGAGAGGAGACAGAGCAGGUAUAACAAGCCAGAUGAUGCUGAUGUGUUAGAAUUUGGAGUGCUUGGGUUUAUAAAGCGGUUUGUUGUUUGGCACAGCAACAAGAUCUUGUUUAUUGCAGUAUUCUAUGCAUCUUUAUCUCCAAUUAGUGCAUUUGGAUUUUUGUAUCUACUUGGCCUUGUCAUCUGUUCAACAUUACCUAAAGCUUCACGGAUCCCGUCUAAAUUAUUCUUGGUUUACACAGGAUUUCUAGUAACAGCUGAGUAUCUUUUUCAGAUGUGGGGUAGACAGGCUGCAAUGUUUCCUGGACAAAAGCACUCUAAUAUUUCCCUUCUUUUGGGUUUCCGUGUAUUUAAACCUGGAUUUUGGGGUCUAGAAUUCGGCUUGAGAGGAAAAGUGCUGGUGAUUGCUGCGUGUACCCUUCAAUAUAAUGUUUUCCGCUGGUUGGAGAAGAUGCCAAGUACUAUCCUAAACAAAGGAAAGUGGGAAGAGCCUUGUCCAUUGUUUGUCUCAGCAGAAGAUGCCAAGAUUAAUUCUUCCAUCCCUAGUGAGGAAAACAAGCCAUCAACAGAUUCUGAAGCACUUUCUGUGAAACGAGAAGGGGCUAGGAGCCAUUCAUGGCCAUUCUUCUCCCCAGGUUUAUCGGAAUCCCUUAAUCCUGUGUCCCCUAGAGCAGGAGGUUCUGAGGGUAGUAGCAGUAACAAGUACUCAUUUGGGUACAUUUGGGGCAGCACCAAGGAGAGUCAUAAGUGGAACAAGAAACGGAUUCUUGCCUUGAGAAAGGAGAGAUUUGAAACACAGAAGCUUAUCUCAAAAAUCUAUUUGAAAUUCUGGAUGGAAAAUAUGUUCAACCUCUUUGGUCUUGAGAUAAACAUGAUUGCAUUGCUUCUUGCAAGCUUUGCUUUGUUGAAUGCCAUUUCUUUGGUAUACAUUGCGUUACUUGCUACUUGUAUUAUUUUGAAUCGGCAUAUUAUACGUAAGAUAUGGCCCAUACUUGUUUUCCUGUUUGCAUCCAUUCUCAUCCUCGAGUACUUUGCCAUCUGGAAGAGUACGUGGCCUUCAAAUCAUCCUGAUGAGACUAAUGCACGUUGCCAUGAUUGCUGGAAAAUCUCAACUAUGUAUUUCAGUUACUGCAAGUACUGUUGGUUAGGACUUAUUGUUGAUGAUCCGCGAAUGCUUAUCAGCUAUUUUGCUGUCUUCAUGUUUGCUUGUUUCAAACUUCGUGCUGACCAUUUGUCCGGCUUCUCGGUGUCAUCAACUUACCGUCAAAUGGUAUCUCAACGUAAAAAUAUAUUUGUGUGGAGAGACCUCUCUUUUGAAACCAAAAGCAUGUGGACCUUCUUUGACUACCUGAGGCUUUACUGCUACUGCCACCUAUUGGAUCUUGUGCUAGCGUUGGUUUUGAUUACUGGGACCAUUGAGUAUGACAUUCUGCACCUUGGUUAUCUUGCUUUUGCGCUGGUUUUCUUUCGGGUGAGACUUGAAAUCCUAAAGAAGCGGAACAAGAUAUUCAAGUUCUUGCGCAUAUACAAUUUUGCUCUUAUUGUUCUUUCUCUUGCAUAUCAAUCUCCUUUUGUGGGGGAGUUUUGUGCUGGAAAGUGUGAGACAGUAGAUUACAUAUUUGAGAUGAUUGGAUUUUAUAAGUAUGACUAUGGGUUUCGGAUUACUGCAAGAUCAGCUCUCGUUGAAAUUGUCAUAUUUAUGGUGGUAUCACUUCAGUCAUAUAUGUUUUCCUCCCAAGAAUUUGAUAAUGUUUCUCGAUAUCUUGAAGCUGAGCAAAUUGGUGCCAUUGUGCGUGAGCAAGAAAAGAAAGCUGCCUGGAAAACUGCACAGUUAAAACACAUUCGUGAAUCCGAGGAGAAGAAACACCAGCGCAACCUGCAAGUGGAAAAAAUGAAAUCAGAGAUGCUCAACCUGCAAAUCCAGCUUCACAGCAUGAACUCAGUUACUAAUUGUGGUGACUCUCCUCCUGUCAGUGAAGGCCUAAGAAGGAGGAGGAGUACUUCUCUUAACUCAAAUAACGAUGCUGGGACCCCUGAUAAAGAAGGAUUACCCAUGAAAAAGGAGCAGAUACUUAAAGAGGAUUCGUUGUACCCUUAUGAAUUGCAUCGAUCUCCUGCAACAGUGAACUUGGAAAACCCAACAGUGGUGGAGUCUAUGAAGGAUUCGAUGGAAUCUUUUCACUGUGAGAUCACUGAAGUCGAAGAAGAUGUUACUGAUGGUGUAUUAUUUUAUUCUUCAGAAAAGAAGGACAAAGUUAAAGGGCAAGCAAAGGAAAGCCCACUCAUCUCUGCAGUUCAUCUGAUAGGUGAUGGCGUUUCCCAGGUACAGUCUAUUGGAAAUCAGGCAGUUAACAACCUAGUAAGCUUUUUGAACAUUGAACAAGAGUCUGAUAUCAGUGAGCACUCUUCUGUUGAGGAUGGGGUAUAUGAUGAGAUGGAGAGCCAAAACACUAAGUAUAUGUGUUUUAACCGUUCAUCUUCCCUGCAGUCCGAUACGAGUUCUGAUCCCACAAGUCUGCAGUUAGGAAGGAUCUUCCGUCACAUAUGGUCCCAAAUGCGGUCCAAUAAUGAUAUUGUGUGUUAUUGUUGCUUUGUCAUUGUCUUCUUGUGGAACUUCAGUUUGCUUUCUAUGGUGUAUCUGGCAGCCUUAUUCUUGUACGCCCUAUGUGUAAAUUCUGGUCCAAGUUACAUCUUCUGGGUUAUUAUGCUGAUUUACACAGAAGUCUAUAUUUUGCUUCAGUAUUUGUACCAGAUUAUCAUCCAACACUGGGGUUUGAGUGUUGCUUCAGACCUACUUCGUGAGUGGGGAUUUCCUGCACAUAAAAUCACUUCUUCUUUUGUUGUCAGUUCAUUGCCUCUCUUUCUUGUCUACUUAUUUACCCUCAUACAGAGCUCUAUAACUGCAAAAGAUGGUGAGUGGAUGUCAUCUACGGACUUCGACUUCUAUAGGAGGAGUGCUUUCCAUGGAAAAGAGGUUCCUGUAAGUUAUAGCUGGAGUGAGAAAACAAAGGAGCUGCUGCACAUAAUGGGAAAUGCAAUAAAAUUGAUAAUCAGAAGCUUCUUUAGGUACUGGGAAUCACUGACACAGGGAGCAGACUCCCCUCCUUACUUUAUUCAGGUGUCUAUGGAUGUCCGCUCAUGGCCAGACGAUGGAAUUCAACCAGAAAGGAUUGAGUCUGGAGUAAAUCAAUUGCUCAGAAUCAUCCAUGAUGAAAGGUGCAAGCAGAAAACCCCUACUCCAUGCCCUUUUGCUAGUAGGGUGCAUGUUCAAAGCAUUGAAAGGAGUCAAGAAAAUGAAAAUGUAGCGUUGGUUGUUUUCGAGGUGGUAUAUGCCUCCCCCGUAACAGAGUGUGCUUCAGUCGAAUGGUACAAUUCACUUACUCCAGCAGCUGAUGUGGCAAAGGAAAUUCUAAAAGCACAGCAUGCUGGGUUUGUUGAAGAAAUAGGAUUCCCAUACCCUAUACUCUCUGUAAUUGGGGGAGGCAAAAGGGACGUUGAUCUAUAUGCCUAUGUGUUUGGUGCUGAUCUGACUGUUUUCUUUUUAGUCGCGAUAUUCUACCAAUCUGUCAUAAAAAAUAAAAGUGAAUUUCUGGACGUGUAUCAGCUUGAUGAUCAGUUUCCUAAGGAGUUUGUGUUCAUCUUAAUGAUCAUCUUUUUCUUGAUUGUCCUUGAUCGCAUAAUCUACCUCUGCUCAUUUGCCACUGGAAAAGUAAUUUUCUACCUUUUCAACCUCAUCCUCUUCACAUAUUCAGUUACAGAGUAUGCUUGGCACAUGGAACCUUCCCACCAACAUGCUGGAGGAUUAGCACUUCGUGCUAUAUUUCUUGCAAAAGCAGUUUCUCUGGCACUGCAGGCUAUACAACUCCGACAUGGAAUUCCUCAUAAAAGCACUUUGUACCGGCAGUUUUUGACCAGUGAAAUUUCACGAAUUAAUUACUUAGGAUAUCGACUAUAUCGCGCUCUGCCAUUCCUUUAUGAAUUGAGAUGUGCACUUGACUGGUCAUGCACAACCACAUCUUUGACCAUGUAUGAUUGGCUGAAACUGGAGGACAUACAUGCGAGCUUGUACCUUGUCAAAUGUGAUGCAGUCUUGAAUAGAGCAAAGCACAAGCAAGGAGAAAAGCAAACAAAAAUGACCAAAUGCUGCAAUGGCAUAUGUCUUUUUUUCAUAUUGAUUUGUGUUAUUUGGGCUCCAAUGCUGAUGUAUAGCAGCGGUAACCCGACCAACAUUGAAAACCCCAUUAAAGAUGCCAGUGUUCAGGUUGACAUCAAGACAGCGAGUGGAAGGUUGAGUCUGUAUCAAACCACCCUCUGUAAAAAGCUCCAAUGGGAUACGCUCAACUCUGAUGUUAAUCUUGAUCCCAAAGGCUAUUUGGAUACAUAUAAUCAGAAGGAUGUCCAGUUGAUAUGCUGUGAAGCUGAUGCAAGUACUCUGUGGCUUAUCCCCAGUGUGGUUCAGACAAGAUUCAUUCAGUCCCUUGAUUGGGAGACCCACAUGGAUAUAUCUUUCACUUGGGUGCUUACCAGGGGCAGGCCCAAAGGCAAGGAAGUUGUUAAAUAUGAAAGAAGUGUGGAUCCUCAGGAUCUUCCAAAACAAUCAGAUGUCCAGCAAGUUCUUAAUGGCUCUAUAAACAGCUUUAGGAUAUACAAUGUUUAUUCAAGAUACUUCCGCGUCACUGGUUCCGGGGAUGUAAGACCAUUGGAACUAGAGGAUAAUUUUGUUAGUGCGGAUCUUGUCAUAAAUCGUGCUAAUUACGACUGGUGGUCCUUCCAUGACAUCAAUUCAUCCGACGUCAAUGGAUGUGGAGGUUUGAGAGGACCCAUGGCCAUCAUCGUAUCUGAGGAAACACCGCCACAGGGUAUUCUUGGUGACACCCUUAGCAAGUUCAGCAUCUGGGGUCUCUACAUAACAUUUGUUCUUGCUGUUGGCCGCUUUAUCAGACUUCAAUGCUCUGACUUAAGAAUGAGAAUCCCCUAUGAGAACCUUCCUUCCUGUGAUAGGUUGAUAGCCAUUUGUGAGGAUAUAUAUGCUGCAAGAGCAGAGGGUGAGCUUGGAGUUGAAGAGGUCCUUUACUGGACGCUGGUGAAGAUUUACAGGUCACCGCACAUGCUGCUCGAAUACACAAAACCCGACUAGACAUACUACCUCCAGUUGACAAGGACUCAACUAGGUUUAACAUUGACGUUAGGUUUGACUAACACCCAUUAUACACAUCAGAAAUACAGAUACUGAUACCCAGUUAUAUUUGAAGAAAUACAAAACAAAAUUCUUUCGGCCGCCAUGUAAAACUCCAGCAGCCAGAGGACCUCUGGUUUCCAUGUUUAAGGAUAUACACAGAGCUCAACAUUUUUAGCAUAGUUUUGCAUAAUCACAGAAGGCAUAGUGGUUACGUGUACACAUGUUGUAUUUCAAGAUGAUUUUGAUUUAUCAUGUACAUAGUUCAAUACAAGUUGGAGAAAAGCCAUACAACAAUAUUAUAUUUUCCAGUAGAUUUCUGUUUGUUUUCCUACAAAAACACAGGAUGUAUAUGUAUCAGUUGGACAAACCAUGUCAUGUCACCAUUGUAAUGACUUCACUUGAAUAUAUUGUUGCCUUGCCACC